Messenger RNA from Culicoides brevitarsis, 1748 nucleotides. RefSeq names its product protein arginine N-methyltransferase 1 (gene Art1). Gene Ontology annotation, molecular function: protein-arginine N-methyltransferase activity. Gene Ontology annotation, biological process: peptidyl-arginine methylation. The coding region runs from base 257 to 1354 and encodes 365 amino acids. Lineage: Eukaryota; Metazoa; Arthropoda; Insecta; Diptera; Ceratopogonidae. The transcript is spliced from 2 exons. The record is from RefSeq and is a predicted model, not a curated record. Gene Ontology annotation, cellular component: nucleus.
CACACGUUUUGGUGCAGACUCGCUCGACAGAGACCCGCAACCGCAUUGAAAGCCAGACAAAAACUCCUUGAGAACCCUUCAAAUCCUGCCAGAAAUGCCAAUUAGCUCGUACUAACACCACAAAAUUUCAAAUUUCGGUGAAUAACAGCGAAAUACCCUCAAAAUUUGUGCGAAUUAUUGAUCCGGUUGACAUUUUGAACGAGACAACGAACAUACGCUACACACAAAAACAAAGCAAAAAUCGCAUUUUACGAACAUGGAUGUUUCCGAGGAUCACUUGAAGCAAAACGGCGAAAGUCACGCAAUGGACGUUAGUACGCCCGUUCAAGGUCACGAGGGAACGACACCAAAUGGCACUGCCGCCAAAGACAUGACUUCCAAAGAUUAUUACUUCGAUUCGUACGCGCAUUUCGGGAUUCACGAGGAAAUGUUGAAGGACGAGGUGCGAACGUGCACGUACAAGAACUCGAUUUACCACAACAAGCAUUUGUUCCGUGGGAAAAUUGUGCUCGACAUCGGUUGCGGCACCGGAAUUCUCUCGAUGUUUGCGGCAAAGGCGGGCGCCGCGAAAGUAAUUGCCGUCGACUGUUCGGCGAUCAUCGAUUACGCGAAGGAAAUUGUCAAAGACAACAAGUUGGACCACAUCGUGACGCUCGUGAAGGGAAAAGUCGAGGAAGUUGAGUUGCCGGAGGGCAUUGAGAAGGUUGACAUCAUCAUCAGUGAGUGGAUGGGGUAUUGCCUGUUCUACGAAUCGAUGUUGGAUACGGUUUUGUAUGCGCGCGACAAGUGGCUCAAGCCCGACGGUCUCCUUUUCCCGGAUCGGUGCAGUUUGUACAUUUGCGGCAUCGAGGAUCGUCAAUACAAAGACGAAAAAAUCAAUUGGUGGAACGAUGUUUAUGGCUUCAACAUGAGUGCGAUCCGAAAUACGGCAAUUCACGAGCCACUCGUCGAUGUCGUCGAUCCCAAACAGGUCGUCACAAGUCACGCGCAACUCAUCGAAAUCGAUUUGUACACCGUGAAGAAGGAAGAACUCGACUUUAAGGCAGAUUUUCAACUUGUCUGCAAGCGAAACGACUACAUGCAAGCCCUCGUCACCUUUUUCACGGUCGAAUUCACGAAAUGUCACAAGAAACUCGGCUUCAGCACGUCCCCCGACUCGCACCAUACGCACUGGAAACAAACCGUCUUCUACCUCGACGACUAUCUGACCAUCAAGCAGAACGAAGACGUCUCCGGCACAUUCGAAAUUAAGCGAAACGCGAAAAAUACUCGCGAUCUCGAUAUCAAAAUCAAGGUGGACUUUGACGGGGAGCUCGGUGAUGUUCACGAAGUUAAUCAGUAUCGUAUGCGUUAAGCUCGUGUAUCGUAUUUAUAUAUAAAAAACCCAAUUUUUUUACUCAUCUGCUUCGAAUUUAUUCAGGAAGAAAGAGAGAAAACAAAAAAAAACCCUACUUUAGAGAUAAGCUCAGCUUAAUUUUUAUUUUUUAAAAUAUUUUCAUUUGUUUGGGGGACCCAGUGAGAGAAAAAAGAAAGAAAAUCAGGACAAACAUUCGAAAUUGUCUGAGAAAGGUUCCUAUGACGAUUCGAUUUCACGGAAUAAAAAUAUACAUUAAUAAAACAAGAACAAACUUAAAAACCGCCUUUUGUUUGAAUGUGUCGGAAUGUUUGACGUUGUUGCGGUGACCAUAUGGUUUUUUGAUUUUUAUUUUGAGAAAAGGAGAAAAAUUUGACAUUUUUUUUUAAAUUUG